AUGAAUCCCGGCUUCGCUAAGAAACGCGAACGAAUCGACAUCGACGGCGCCUUCAGCAGCAUCAAGACUCUGCAACUGGACGUUAUCGACGGCCUCAGAGCUUCCAUAAAACAACUGGCGAUGGAAAAUCAAAAGAUUCAAAAGGAACGGGCCGAUUUCAAGGAGACUGUUCAAAAACUCAGAAAAGACUUUGAAAGCGACUAUUCCACGAGCUUGACAACUCUUCGGAACAUCAACAAAUUCGUUGACGAAAAAAUCACCGCCUCGAACGAGCUGCUCCAAAACCAAAUCGGCAACUUGGAACAGAGUUUUUCCUACAAACUCGCCGCUUUCGAGCAAAACACGAUUAAUGCCAUUCAAGCUGAGCAGACAAGACUUGGAAAAGAGCUGCAAAGGCUUACUGCUCGCGUCGAUUCGGUUAAACUCAGUUCUGGUUCUCUUCGAAUCUAA
Molecule: messenger RNA, 450 nt
Organism: Oikopleura dioica
Lineage: Eukaryota; Metazoa; Chordata; Appendicularia; Copelata; Oikopleuridae
Source: the annotation of a GenBank genome assembly